AUUUUAUUAACUUUUAUGACAAUGUUAGUUGAUAUUAGAUGUCAAAUUUGAUUUUCAAUUAGUAGCGUUACUUCGUUUUGCCUCAUCGCUAUGCUUUAUAUCAUAUCUUAUGCUGGAACACAACUUAACAUGGAUCCAGAAAAGUUUUGUUCGGCGUUAUUAAAUAUGCCUCAAGACCUUACACAAAGGUUAGGUGGUUCUGAUGAACUAGUGAAAUCUUCCAUCUCAAUAUUUGCCAAAUUACCUAUGUCACGACAAGCAGUCAUAGAAUAUUAUAGUCAAUAUAUCUUUGAAAAAGCGAUAGCAGAUUAUAUGUCAAAUGUUACAAAGAGUCCUAAUAGAAUGGAAGAAGAUUAUAAUGUAUUGACUGAAAUACAACAGGGUCUAACAAAUCUGGUUUUUGAACAUCCUUCUGAAUUUGCUACUCCCAUAUCUAGCUGGAGCAUUCAAUUGCUGGGUAAAUUAUCUCAGAAAUAUGAUAAGAUUGUAGAAAACCCUAAUAACAAUAAGGUAUGGAUGGAAUGUGAUGCAGUUCGAGCAUUAUUAAGCCUUGCUGCUAUUGGGUUUUGGAAAACAAAUAAUAUUGAAGAAAGCUUCUUAGAGAAAGAUGAAUGUGUUAGUAUGCUGCUGGAAACAUAUAUUAAAUAUUCUCCUGCAGCAGAUUGGAUUGUUGGAAGACUCGCCAGUUCAUACACAUUGCCAUUAACAACCAGAGUACUAUAUAAUGGUUUAUGCAUCUUUCAAAAAAGUUCGCAAAAUGGAAAUCAUAUCAAAUCUGUUAUUCUUAUACUUGAACAAUUAGCAGAAGGACAUAUGGCAAAUCUCGACUGUGCUAGUAAAAAAUUGGUACAUUGGUCUUUUGCAAAAAAUAACAGAAAUAAUCUUAGACGAUUUGUUAUUCCAUAUAUGUUACAUUUAGCAUCAUCAGAUAAACUUUUACCAUUAGUCUAUUCAACUAUCUUAGAACUGUUCACUUCACCUGAUGCUCAUGCUAUUAUAUUAUCGAAUCAAAGACAUCAUUUGUGGAUAAAUAUUGGUUUAAAAUAUACUGUUUUAGUAGAAAGAACUGCUGAACUAGCAUUGAUGGUUAAAGACAAUUCACUAAAAAUUUGUUUGGGUUUGCUGGAUAAAUCGGACAAAUGUGCAUUUGGUUUGCAUGUUUUGAUGCAGGUAUUAAAUCACAUUGGCAAGAAAUAUAGAAAAUCUUCAGAACACUAUCCACUAGUUAUUUCUUUAUCGGAUUAUGGUGAUUAUAAAGAUUUAUGCAAUUUGUUGAUUUCGCCAAAUAUGAAUCAAUUAAAAGUCACUUUUAUUCUGCAUAUUUUGAAUUACAUUGGUCAUUGCAAACCUAUUAAAUUCCCAAAAAUCAUACAUUAUUUGCUAUAUCAUAUAACAUCGGUAUCUAAAUUGCCUCUUCUGUUAAAUUUAGUACAAUCUCAUUAUUUCACAGGAGUGCCAAAUACUCCAUUUUCUAAUUUGUUUGAUGUGUUACAAAUGACAUUUACAGCUCCAAAACAAUCAGAAUUUAUUUACACUUUUUUUUGGGAAAACUUAUGUAACUUAAUACAGCAGGAAAAACAGGGCAGAACAAUAUUCCUUGAGCAAGGUAAUUUUACCAAAGCAGCUUUCAAACAUAUUUCAAAUAUAAUCAAAUUUUUUGAGGAAAUACUGGAUAAAAAACUUCAAAAUAUUACAAAAAAAAUAGUAAAAGAAGAGAAAGAGUUAACUUUUAAAAAGACUUAUUAUAACACUGAAAUUGGUAAUAAAUCGUCAAUAUUUAACAUGAAAACUGUAUGUGAAAACCAAAAUCACUAUUCUUCUAUUUGUGAUAAUAUUGCAAGAAUAUUAGAAAUGCUCGAUAUAAACUUAAUUACUGUUGCAAAUCAUGUGAAUAGGAUAAUAGUGAACAAUGAAACAUAUCAAAAAUUAAUUAACGUCAUUGUCAAAUACUUCUUUUAUAGCCUACUUCUUCGAAAACCUUCUAGAAGAAGAUCAAGUAUUAUUGCGAUUAGGCUGCUCAGCAAAUGUUGUAGCUCAAAUAGAAUUGGUAGAAUAUUAGGAACCCAACUACUUGUUGACGGCGCUGUUUUUAAAUAUUCUCUUUUAUUUGGUGCAACUACUCCAGCCUACAAACAUGGAACACAAAGUAUUUCCUUAUUUGAUUUGAACAUUAAACAAGGUUUUACGUCGCAGAUGUCACAGAGGCCUUUAGCAGUUUUUCGUAAUGAAAUGGAUUUAAAUAGAAAAAGUCCUUCUGUAAUUACAGAAACUUGUUUUCAACGCCAGAGAUUAUUAUUCGAAGCUUUGAGCGCUGCUAUGUCAGAAAAUGUUCUAUCUGGUCCCUCUACUGAUGCUCUUACUUCUUUAUCACUUUGGCUCGUAGAAUCAGUUUCAACGGAUGUUAUGUAUAAUGGCUUGCCUUGGCCUGAAGAUGAAUUUACAAAAAUAACGAUGGAACGAGACUUGCAUAUAAGAAGAAUGUUUCAUUCUACACCCGUACUAUGGAGUUUACUACGUUUUGUUGCCUAUCACCGACCAGCCCUUUGCUACUGUUCUGUUCUUCUCAGAGGAUUGACAUCCGUAUUAAUAUACCAAUGGUUAUCAUGGUCAUAUAAAAAUACACCCGAUACAAUAUUUCAAGAACUGCAUGCUACCACAAGAAAUGUCUUACAAACUUUGUCAUUAGCACAACUUCUGCCACCUCCACUGGACACAUUAUCGGAAGUGAUACCAAAAUUGAAAGCUUUCGAAAUUUCAUUUGUUCUCAAAGAAUGUGUCUGGUUUUAUAUGAAGGAGAAUGUACCAGCACCAGUUUUGUUUCAAGAAACGCAACUGGGCCAUUAUUGGCGUGAUCCCCUUAUGUCAUAUGUCCCUUUAAGGUUUAUAGAGCCUUUAAGAAUGGUGAUGCAGAAACAUCUGCCACAUCUGGCUUCCAAUUAUAAUCAGAUAUUUAUUCAGGACUGCAAUCGUAUGAAUGGCAUAUCAAAAUGAAAUGUUAUUUUCAUUCAAAGGCAUAUAUAAUAAUUGUG
Molecule: messenger RNA, 3029 nt
Organism: Ctenocephalides felis (cat flea)
Lineage: Eukaryota; Metazoa; Arthropoda; Insecta; Siphonaptera; Pulicidae
Gene: omd
Product: integrator complex subunit 5
Exons: 2
Coding region: 91-2991 (966 amino acids)
Biological process (GO): snRNA 3'-end processing
Cellular component (GO): integrator complex
Source: RefSeq, a predicted model, not a curated record